UAGAUGAACCGCGUACGCCAAGAAAUGACAAGAUACACACAUCGAACUUCCAGAAUAACCAAAGUACCCCUACCCCUUUCUCAUUCCCAUCCUUCGAUCUCUGUAAUAAAUCUUCCGUAAAGCGCCGCAGUCGCGAGGAAGAAGAAGAUCAAGAGAGGGGGGCAAAAUGGGAAGAAGGAUCUUGAACGACGCCUUGAGAACUAUGGUAAAUGCAGAGAGGAGAGGAAAAGCCACAGCAAACCUUCAACCCAUCUCAACCGUCAUGACUUCUUUUCUCAAGAUCAUGAAAGACCGAGGAUAUAUAAAAGAUUUUCAAGUAUUCAAUCCGCAUAGAGUGGGAAAGAUUACUGUAGAACUGCAAGGCAGGAUAAAUGAUUGCAAGGCUCUCACAUAUAGGCAAGACAUCAGGUCUAAGGAGAUUGAAGAGUACAGAAUACGUAUGCUUCCAACGCGCCAGUGGAGCCACCUGAUUGCAACCUAGCAUCUACUUCCUCAUCUUGAGAGUUUGUAAGCCGAAAUCCCCAGAUUCUGUCAAGCACCCAUUACUGCCUGCUUCUCCAUUUCUGUAUUUGCAUUACCCAGUUCAUCUUUUGAAUAGCUGCAGUGAAGUCCCAACUAAUUGAAUGUUUUUCUGCUGAUAAAUGUCCAACAAAAAAAUAAAAAAACCCUCACGCAGAUAAUUCACCCCCCAAUUCAGUUGAUUCAUGACUUGACUGAGGACCAAACGAGUCAGUCUGGGUCGCUAAGUCAAAAAGCCGUGAUCAGAAUCAUUGCCAGUCUUCCAAGUGCCUUAUCCUGUCGAUCCUCAGUGACUGCAAUAUUAGAAGUUCAGACCUAGAUAUACCGGGUAUGCUGCUUAAUUGAUGUAUUCACCAUAUGCGGCUGCUGGGUCUUCUUAUGAGGCGAUCAGGUGGUGGACCCCACCACCUGCUGCUCCUUAAAACCAUGCCUUGUUAGCUUGUGGUAUUGUACACACAUACACCACUUGGUGUAUGUAUUGUGUAAUCUUGAUCACUCCAUUAAAAUACUAUGGGAGUUGCAAUUUCUUUGCUGAAAGAUGCAUGAUCUGGCUAAGAGAUCGGUCGGGAGGGUUUUCAGUUUGCUCCUUCCUUGAGGUGUUUUUGGGCCCUACUUCUAAUGUUCAGAGAAUUCAUAUGGGCUGCAUCUAGUGGUUCGGAGCCCCUCGGUAGGUAGCUGUGGUUGCAUGGCUCGAUGGUAGAAAUAAGAUCCUAACCAUUGAUAAUCUUCAUUAAGGUCAUUGUUGCUUCCAAAUAUUUGUCUCCCCUGUACGAAGAAUGAGGAAACGGUGGAGCAUAUCUUCAACCGCUGUCCUUUUGCGAAGGGAGUCCGGGAUGGCAUUC
Messenger RNA from Magnolia sinica, 1361 nucleotides. Its product is annotated as small ribosomal subunit protein uS8my. The transcript has 3 exons. NCBI's taxonomy places the organism in Eukaryota, Viridiplantae, Streptophyta, Magnoliopsida, Magnoliales, Magnoliaceae. Gene Ontology annotation, molecular function: structural constituent of ribosome. Gene Ontology annotation, biological process: translation. The coding region runs from base 167 to 481 and encodes 104 amino acids. Gene Ontology annotation, cellular component: ribosome; cytosolic small ribosomal subunit. The record is from RefSeq and is a predicted model, not a curated record.